UCGAGCUUUUAAGAUGGAUCUGGCCAGAGAUUUGAUCCUCAUGAUGAAAUCUAAAUGCAAAUCUCAUGUGGGGUAUGGCCUCCAAGCCGAGUGCGAGGGUCUAGUGGGUCACAUCCUGGAGAACAUGGCCAAGUCGCAAAUGCCAGUCCUCCAGAUAGACAAGAAGAACGACGAAACGUCCAUGAAAUAUCGAGAAGAAGGAAAUGAGUAUUUCGUCGCUGGAGACGAUGUAAAAGCGAUCGAGACGUACACAAAGAGUCUAGCAUACGCCAAAACGAAUCAACAGAUGGCGUAUGCGCACGCAAAUCGUUCGGCAGCGCUUUAUCGCAAGAAAAUGUACAAAGAAUGUAUAAUGGACGUAAAAGAGGCCCUAGAGCUCGAUUAUCCCGAGGAGAAGCGCAAGAGACUAGAGGAGAGGGGCCUGAAGGCCAUGGCAGAACUCGCGAAACUCCUGAAUAUAAAGUCAAAUGAGGCUGAUGAAGACAUCGAGGAUUCCCUCUUCGCCCAGUCGGAUUCUUCCCAGAAGAAGAAAUUCCCUCUGAUAUCGGAAGGGGAAGUGGACGGAUCGUCCAAGAAGAGUCCGGAGAUUCAGUUGCCCAAGGAGAUAUCAGUGCCUUCAGACCCCAAUUCUUCGGGGACCUUCGUGAAGCCUAGGUACCUCCAGCACCCCGAAUACAUGUCGUUCCCCCACGGACCGAGUGAAGAGGCUCCAGCCAACAGCGAUGGAGUUCAAAUUUCAUUCUCCAAGAAAUAUGGGAGACAUUUGGUGGCUACCAAGGAGUUCAAACCUGGGGACAUCCUCACGAUGGAAAGACCAUUCUCGUGGGUUAUUUAUAGAGACAAGUUCUAUACACACUGUCACCACUGCCUGGAGCGAUGCUACGCCCUGCUGCCCUGUCCGGAAUGUCCAAUCUCCCAGUACUGCUCGGAGAAGUGCCGAACUAUGGAUUGGGACUGGGCCCACAGAAUCGAGUGUCCAGUUCUGUCAGGUCUCGUUAAUCUUCUCAAUGUCGACGAGGAUAAGGUGCGAAUGGUGAUGAAGAUCAUAAGGAUGCUGAUGCCUGCAACAUUGAACGGAAGGAAAAUUGAAGAGUUGAGGAGAGAUAUGAAGAACGCGGAGAUGAAUCCAGAUGACAGAACAGCCGGAUUUACUGACUUGGGAAUUCUGGACAGCUCGAGUCCAAGAUCAGCUCUGAGUUUGGCAACUAAUAUGAUCACGAGGCCUAUUAUUGGAAUAAGUGCAUUCGCCUGUGUUUCGGCACUCGCUGCUAUGCUUCUAGCCACCCAGACAGAAUUUUUCGGGAGAAAGUACAAGUGGAACGAGCUCAGGGAUAUCAAUAAACAUCCGGAUAUCAAGUUCUGUGGGAGCUUGAUGCUCAGGGCCUGUGUCAUCACUUCCUCCAAUUGUUUUUCAAUUCAACCAGAGCCAGGGAUUAAGUCCGGUUCAGGUCUGUACGUGACCCACAGCUUGUACAACCACUCCUGCGCUCCAAAUACCUUCAGGCACUUCGAGGGACUCACCAUGAUAACUCGUGCAAUGGAGCCCAUUCAUCCUGGCGAUCAGAUAUUCACGGGCUAUGGGGCUGACUACUCCUACAUGGCCCUGGCCAAAAGAAAGGAGAAACUUAUGGACGAGUACUUCUUCGAUUGCCAGUGUCCAGCGUGCAUCAAUGACUGGCCGACUUACGAUGAGAUUCUGAAAAAUCACGUUGGUUCCAUCACCAAGGACAAAAGCCUCGUCCAACGUCUGAAACCAUACAAACAGAGAUUACUCGCCAAUAAGUACGACAUCGAGGCUGUCAGGGAGGUGCUUUGCAUACUCCAUGGGGCUGUCAGCCUGCCAUGUGAGGAGAUUUUGCACGGGGUUCAGUACCUCAGGAGUUUCUACUUGGGUAAAUUGCACAGAAGUCGUUAAUCAUCGCUUUUCGCUUCGACCUUGGCUACUGACCCUUUUUAUUUAUCACAAUUAAGCUUCAGCUUCUCGCUCUUGUCUACACGAAUUUCAAUCGAUAUUUCAACGCUUUAUUGUGAUUUCUAGAUCCUUAGGAACUUCGGGGGACUCUUCGUUCGUGGAUGUGGGUUCUCUUUUCUCUUCGAUUUAUUUUGAUAUUCAAAUGUUACAUACUUGUGAAUGGAUCGAAUACAGUGUACACAUUAAAGGUAGAGGAAAUUACAGUUUAGUAUUAUCGAUUUUGUGAAGUGGUAAAACGUAAUUUUCCAGGGUUUUUCGUCGACUGGAGAAUUUUUUUAAUGAAUUAUUGAAUCAUUACGUUUUGCCGUUUCAUUGCAGUUUGUUAUUCAUUAAGUGA
Messenger RNA from Diachasma alloeum, 2309 nucleotides. Its product is annotated as SET and MYND domain-containing protein 4. The coding region runs from base 14 to 1915 and encodes 633 amino acids. The transcript has 5 exons. Lineage: Eukaryota; Metazoa; Arthropoda; Insecta; Hymenoptera; Braconidae. The record is from RefSeq and is a predicted model, not a curated record. Gene Ontology annotation, molecular function: protein binding.